AUGCCAGAUCCGCAAGCGCAAGUACAGUCGCAAGACCACGCGAUGUGGUCCAUGUCGCGCACGCGCAGCUCGUCCGAUAACCUGGCCCGCGAAACGACGAACUCGGAGUACGGCGACCAAGCGUCGCCGGACGAUGACACGGAGAAGGAAAAGACCGAGGGGCGCCGUCGCUCAUCCUUUGCAACAGGACGGUCGAACGAUCUCAACCUCCAGAAGACGGUGACCCGGCGGGAGACGAUCCUGUCGCGGAUCCGCUCACGCCCGCCGCUCGGCAACUUCAGCCACAAGCUCGAGCACCAGAAGACGACUGUUGACGACCUGGUGGACUUUGACGGGCCGGACGAUCCCUACAGGCCGCUCAACUGGGCGAUGAGGAAGAAGGUUGUCACCACGGCGCUGUAUGGAUUCACGACCAUGAGUGCGACGUGGGCGAGCAGCGCGUACAGUCCCGGCACGGAGCAGGUGGCGCGGCAGUUCCACGUGGGCACGCAGACGUCCACGUUAGGCACGACGCUGUUCUUGUUUGGUUUCGGGCUUGGGCCAUUGCUGUGGGCGCCGCUGUCGGAAGUUUUUGGACGGAAAAACGCUGUGCUUCCACCGAUGUUUGUGGCGGCCAUGUUCUCCUUCGGGGCGGGCGCGGCCAAAGACAUUCAGACUAUCAUGAUCACGCGGUUUUUCGCGGGAUUCUUUGCUUCGGCGCCCGUCACUAAUACGGGCGGAGUGUUGGCUGAUUUGUUCCCUGCAUCACAGAGAGGCAUUGCCAUAGCCACAUAUGCCAUGGCUGUUGUCAUCGGUCCCGUGUUCGGCCCCAUCGUUGGCGCGGCGCUCGUGGUCCAACCUGGCCUUCGGUGGCGGUGGACCGAAUACCUCACGGGCAUCAUCCAGCUGUUCAUCCUCACUCUCGACGUCAUCUUCCUGGACGAGAGCUAUCCGCCGAGGCUCCUUGUAUACAAGGCCCGACGGCUGCGCCAUCAAAGCGGGAACUGGGCCCUCCAUGCAAAGUUCGAGGAGUGGGACGUAUCCAUCCAGGAGUUGGCGAACAAGUUCUUGAUCCGACCAUUCCAGUUGCUGACGACCCCGAUCUGCGCGCUCGUGGCCCUGUACGCGAGCUUCUGUUAUGGUAUCCUGUACAUGCAACUGGGCGCCAUCCCCAUCAUCUUUGCCCAGAAUCGACACUGGAAGCAAGUCCCUUCGGAACUGCCCUUCCUGGCCAUCCUGCUUGGCGCAGUCACGGGCGCCGUCAUCAACAUUUUCAAUCAGAUCGUGUACAACCGCAAAGCGGGCGGCAAAGUGGCCCCCGAGCUGAGGCUGCCGCCCAUGAUGUUCGGCUCCUUCUUGUUCGCCGCGGGCCUCUUCGUGACCGGAUGGACGGCAGAUCCCAGCAUCCACUGGAUUGCGCCCGUCAUUGGACUCUACCUGGCGGGCUUGGGCUUUUUCACCAUCUUCCAGGCGGCGUUGAACUAUCUUGUCGACACUUUCCAGAAAUAUGCCGCCAGUGCGGUGGCUGCAAACACGUUCCUCAGGUCAUGUUUUGCUGGAGCGUUUCCACUCGUUGUUACGCCACUGUACCAUAAUGUUGGCGUACCUUGGGGGACGAGCAUAUUUGGAUUCUUCUCAGUGGCAUUGAUACCCGUGCCGUUCGUGUUCUACAUAUAUGGUAAGCGGAUAAGAGCGAGGAGUAAAUGGAGUAAAUUCUAG
Cladophialophora yegresii CBS 114405 is the source of this 1698-nucleotide messenger RNA. RefSeq lists its product as uncharacterized. Gene Ontology annotation, biological process: transmembrane transport. Lineage: Eukaryota; Fungi; Ascomycota; Eurotiomycetes; Chaetothyriales; Herpotrichiellaceae. Bases 1 to 1698 code for a protein of 565 amino acids. Gene Ontology annotation, molecular function: transmembrane transporter activity. The record is from RefSeq and is a predicted model, not a curated record. The transcript has 4 exons.